Messenger RNA from Strigops habroptila (Kakapo), 1661 nucleotides. RefSeq names its product chromosome 15 C9orf16 homolog (gene BBLN). Lineage: Eukaryota; Metazoa; Chordata; Aves; Psittaciformes; Psittacidae. Bases 47 to 313 code for a protein of 88 amino acids. The record is from RefSeq and is a predicted model, not a curated record. The transcript has 2 exons.
CCUUGCGGGCGCACGGACGCGCCGUGCGGGCGGUUCCGGUGGCGGGAUGUCGGGGCCCAACGCGGAGCCGCAGGUCCCGGUGGGCGACGACGGGGACGGGGACAGCUUCGGGGAGGAAGAAUAUGCAGCAAUAAACUCCAUGCUGGACCAGAUCAACUCCUGCUUGGAUCACCUGGAGGAGAAGAACGAUUAUCUACAUGCCUGCUUGAAAGAGCUGCUGGAGUCCAACCGCCAGACGCGUCUGGAGUUCCAGCAGCAGAGCGAGCAGCAGAACAUGGAAGCUGAUGUGCAGGGAUCACAGCCUCCCAACUAGUGUCUGGCCACAAACUCAGAUGGUAUUGCUGAGGGGACUGCUCACUGAUUUAAUCUUAGAACUUGAAGAGGUACCUUGUGCCUGUAACUUGUUCCUUCCUGUGCUUGUGUCCUGCCAUUCACCUCCAUGUUCUGUUUUCCUUUAGCUGUGUGAUAGGUGCAGAAGCACACAGGUGGAUGGAGGAGAGCUGGUUCUUUCUGCUCCCCAACAUAAGCCUGGCACUGACACUUGGUUAAAGUUGGUUGUAAGGAAACCUGAUGCCAUGCAGGUUGGUUGUGAGCAGGCCCCUCUUCCCAAAGAGCAAAAAUGAUCUCUGCUCUUUUAGACCAUUAAAUCCAGGCACGGAGUGUUACAGCCCUAGCCUCUUCCCUCAGAAAGCACAGAAGGCAGGAGCUGUCCUGACUCCAGGCUUGCCCCUAUGUGUAACUCAGGUGACAGACUUGGAGAGGGAAGCCCUAAGCCAGCUCCUGCCUUAAAACUACAGCUUCUCCAUUAUUCACAUUAACUGGGAUGUCCAAAGUAUUGGCUGAUGUUCCCACAUCACCAGAUGCUUCUAUCCCCUUCCCAACAGAUAAGUCAAGCUACCAGGACGAUGUUUUGACUGGUAGAGUUGGAAGCUGCCUAACUCCUUAAGCUGCCAUUAAGGGCUCGGGUGAUGGAAGCAGAGCAGCCCAGUUAGUCCCCACCACAGCAUGAGCUGCGCAGAGCAGAGACAAGAUCUGCCCCUGGGCUGCUCCCUGUACAUUUUGACAAGAGCAUGCACGAGCAUCCUGGUCUGAAACUGCAACCUUGUCAGGAUGGCCUGGGGCCAGCGCUGCAAAACAAUUCUUACUGUUCUGUAGAAUUAAAGGAGUUUGUUUUGAAAGUUACAGAAGUUAUUUAUAAGAAAUCUGUUUUAUUAAAAUCAGUUUGAAAUAAGAUUUGUUCCUGAGAGCCUCCACUAUGAGAACAGACUGUAUUAGGCCUUGUAGUAUUAACAGAGGACCAAGAUGCACAUUCUUGCCUAGCUCAGGACACAGUGCUUGCCUGAGAGUGUGCAUCUCUGAAAGGAAACUGUUCUGAGAAGCAGAAUUGGGCACAGAGUCUCCCAAGAGAUAAAUGUUUCCUCUGCCUGGAAGGGAAAUGAGAGGAACUACAAAGAAUUCUUACUACUAAGUCUGCAUCCAUCUACUUCAUGAACUUUGUCCUCUGUAACAAUCCCAUUUCCAGGUUCAACAAUCCAAGCCUCAGUUCUUCCACACAAUUGCUGUGUCCCAACUGUACAAGAAAUAACCAACACCAUCCUGUAUUAGACACGCUAAAGCCAGGCUUCUUUUAUUCUUAAAAUAAAAACAGCAGUAAAGUUGAA